GUUUAAAAGUAUUAAUCACAAUAUCGAAAGCAAAAAUUGCCGGUUUUUCGAACUCGAAAGCUUUUUCAACUCUGUGUACUCAGAGAGCAAAUUGUUUUAAUUUCACAACGAAAAAAGCUCAAAACAGCGGCCAUCAUUUUGCCUAGUUUAUUUCUUGGCAGCAGCGAAGCAGCUGCGUUUGUUUAUUUACUCUUGUCGGAAUCAAAGUCUUGCUUUGGCGAAAUGACGCAGUUGUCGGACGAACAGUUUCGCAUACUGAUUGAAACCAUCAAAUCAUUGGCACCCCAGAAAGAUGAAACAGAGCAGCACUCAAGGGGCAGCUUCAGCAAUUGUAUGGCCCGAUUUAGUGGGCAGCGGGACCAUGACGCCGUCGAGGUGUUCAUAACGGCAGUGGAAACGUACAAGGAGGUGGAGGGCAUCAGCGACAAGGACGCGCUGAAAGGCAUCACGCUGCUGUUCCAUGGUAUUGCCGUUGUCUGGUGGAAGGGCGUGCGGCGCAAUGUUAAGACCUGGCAAGAUGCACUGCAGCUGCUGCGGGAUCACUUCUCGCCCACCAAGCCCGCCUAUCAAAUCUACAUGGAGAUCUUCGAAACGAAGCAGACGCCGGGAGAAGUGAUCGAUGCCUAUAUUUGCAAGCAACGCGCUCUGCUCGCCAAGCUGCCGGACGGGCGGCACGACGAGGAGACCGAGCUGGACUUCGUCUACGGCCUAAUGCUGCAAAAGUACAGAGAACACAUACCACGACAUGAGAUCAAAAACUUCCGAGAGCUGCUCGAGCGUGGCCGCAACGUGGAGCGCAUGCGGCACUAAAAUCUAGACUAAGUUAGUGGAAUAUUUUUAGAUAGACAAAAGUAUUUAUUAAAAAACAUAAAUACAGUAAAAAUUUUAGAUAUAGACAGGAACAAACCGAACUAAGCUCAAAGAAUUCCAAAUUGAGAAUUUCAAAAACAAAAUGCAUUUACUUCUAAAAACAAGAUUCAUUGAAUGAAACAACAAAGCAUUUGCCUCUCGAAGAUUCGAUACCCGAUCUAUUGUUUCCAUGCAAAAACUAUCCCUCUAUAAGAGUUAUAUAUAGAUGCAUAUCUAGAUUUUAAGCGAACGAGUUAAUUCUCGAUCUGAGCAGAAUUUACUUUAAUCUUUAAUACAUGGCCUGAGUAAAGUUGUGUCAGAAACUUGA
Drosophila virilis is the source of this 1177-nucleotide messenger RNA. It is a transcript of the gene Arc2, whose product is annotated as Activity-regulated cytoskeleton associated protein 2. The record is from RefSeq and is a predicted model, not a curated record. NCBI's taxonomy places the organism in Eukaryota, Metazoa, Arthropoda, Insecta, Diptera, Drosophilidae.